Messenger RNA from Stegastes partitus (bicolor damselfish), 2277 nucleotides. RefSeq names its product fetuin B (gene fetub). Gene Ontology annotation, molecular function: cysteine-type endopeptidase inhibitor activity. The transcript is spliced from 7 exons. Gene Ontology annotation, biological process: negative regulation of endopeptidase activity. The record is from RefSeq and is a predicted model, not a curated record. The coding region runs from base 56 to 1570 and encodes 504 amino acids. Gene Ontology annotation, cellular component: extracellular region. NCBI's taxonomy places the organism in Eukaryota, Metazoa, Chordata, Actinopteri, Pomacentridae.
CUCUCUGACCAGCCUGAGUGUGUGACAGUGUGUUUGAGAGAGAAGGGCCUUUACCAUGAAGACCUGGGUGCUGUUGUCGCUGUUGCUAGGAGUGGGGUGCAUCCGCGGUGCACCGGUGGAGCAGGAUGGCUUGGAGCAGGGGUCAUGUGAAGACGCAUCAGCGAAGGGCGCUGCUGAUUUGGCUCUAAACAAGAUCAACCAUAACCGGCAGGAGGGCUACGUCUUCGGCCUGCACCGCCUGUCCAACGUCCACAUGGCAACACAUGGAGAGACCGGCGUGGUUUUCUACCUGACUCUGGACGUUGUGGAGACCAACUGCAGUGUUCUCAGCAAGAAGGACUGGAAGGAGUGUGAAGUUCGUCCCACCGAAAGCACACCGGUAUACGGACAGUGCAAAGCUUCCAUCUACAUCAAUAAGGUGAAGAGAGUGGUCCGUCUCUACAAAUACAACUGUGCGGUCAGACCAGCUCCAGCAGCUAAGGUGGCUGAGGUGUGUCCCGACUGUCCAACUCUUACUGACAGUGACAACGCUGAGGUUCAGAAGGCUGUGAAACUCUCUCUGGAGAAAUUCAACAAGGAGAGCAAACUGGUCAAUCGUUUCGCUUUGCUCAAAAUCACCCGUGCUACCUCCGGGAUGGCCAUGAGUAUGUAUUACAAUGCAGAGUACACCAUCCAGGAGACCAGCUGUACCCAGAGCACAGAUCCAGCUGCUACGUGCCCCCUCAUGGAGUGCGAGUUCGCUCACAAGGGCUUCUGUAAGGGAUCCCUGUUCUACUCUCCCUCUGGUGAGCCGGACACCAGUGUAGAGUGUGAAAUCUACGAGCCUGAGGCUGCUGAGAGAGAGAAGAAACUGCACCUACUGGACACCGACCACAGCCACAAUGACACACAUGCACACGACCCAGCCCAUGAUAAAGCCCACGCCGCAGACCAGACACACUCACACGACCACGUGCACGACCACACCAAGAGCCACUCUCAUCAUGACCAAACCCACAAGCACGCUGAUGGCAGCGACCACCACCACACACAUGACCACGGUGCAGGCAGCUCCCACCGGCAUGCUCACGACCACUCCCACGACCACGGGCACGGCCAUGACCACGUGCACAUGCAUCACGCCAAGGCACACGACCACAGUGGCGACUCUCCUAACCAUCACCACAAAUACCAGCAUGCCGAUGGCGUGCACACCCAUGAGCACGACCACGAACUCGCUCUGGACCAUGACCACAAGCACGCUCACCUGCAUCCGCAUGAGCACCACCAUCAUCACCACGACCACGACCACGAGACCACAGUUCACGAUGAACCAGAGGGCAUGGUGAGGAUGCUGCCCUCCAUGGACAAGCCCGUGACCCUGCCUUCCUUCCCUGACGUUCCUGCUGGUGGUCCAGUGGUUGGAGUCACUCUGCCCCUUAAGCCCGACCCCCAGAUUCCUGACAUGAUGGAACCCACCAUAAAGACCUUCCCAACCGCAGUCUCAGCCCAGUGUACCCCCGCAGCGCCAGGAGAGAAGCUGGUUGAGAAGCUCUUUGCUGAAGACCCCAUGUUCAAGCCAGCUGCAUAAAGUGGCCUAUUGAGCUUAACUGGGAACUGAUGUUAAAAAUACACACAACGACACAGACUCUGUGAAGCAAAGACAGUAAAGUAAUUUAACAUUUGAUACAUUUGUAUUUAACACAUCAGUGCAACAAACCACAACUGUUUUCUUGUGCUGAGUUUGGCCAAAAUCAUGAUCUUUUGUAAGCACAUAACAUGUGAUCUUUUGUGUCUCUCUUCAACCAUUUAAUAAACACUUAGAACAUAAAACAGUACAUUACCAUAAACAUCAGCCUUUCUCUCUCUUUGUACCGAAUUCAUUAUUAAUAAAAUAACCAACAAGCUGGUCAUUUUCUCAUUGACAAUCCUUCCCACUGACCACAACAAGCUCACAUUCACAUGGACAAACCAUUUUCAGCAGUGUACAUGAAGAUUUACUGUAAAAUGCAGCCAGCAAACAACAAGUUUUCUGUAUUUGUAUAUUAUCUGUUCUUGGCUGCACAGAAAAAACAAUUACAACACAAAUACUGGUGCAGUGUAUUUGUGUUGAUCAAGACCAAAGUGAUUCAUUUUGUGAUGAUUCAGUGCACUUGUCCACGACUCCAACCAACAACUCCCCCUGUGACUACUGUCACUGCUGCCAAACAAGAACACCAUGAAACUGAUCAUCAGAUAAUUGUCUGUUUUUUGAAUCUGUUCACACUAAUUAAAGAACACCAAAAUAAACUAUCAAAA